Molecule: messenger RNA, 1776 nt
Organism: Manacus vitellinus (golden-collared manakin)
Lineage: Eukaryota; Metazoa; Chordata; Aves; Passeriformes; Pipridae
Gene: RAB30
Product: RAB30, member RAS oncogene family
Exons: 7
Coding region: 307-918 (203 amino acids)
Biological process (GO): Rab protein signal transduction
Cellular component (GO): trans-Golgi network
Molecular function (GO): GTP binding; GTPase activity
Source: RefSeq, a predicted model, not a curated record
CGCUAUCCCCGCCGCGGGGCGGCCCCGGGCUGCCGCUUCUCCCGUCGCCGGUGACCGGCUCCUGGCUCCCACCUCGUUUCAUGUUUGUGGAUAGGGAGGAAAAAUCCCAAACCAGAGGUGAGCUAUGAGAGGACAGUGAUUUCUGUAGCCUGGAGUUGGGAUGUGGCAAGGCAGCUGAAGUUCCUGAAGCAAGAGGUGGAUGGCUGAAGGUGGCUCUUCGGGGAGGAACUGAACAGUGCCAAACAGGCAUGGGGAGGGAAGGACAGGAUCAGCAGUUUGAGUGCAAACCUUGUUCUUGCUGCGUAAAUGAGUAUGGAAGAUUAUGAUUUCCUCUUCAAAAUUGUUUUAAUUGGCAACGCUGGUGUGGGGAAGACCUGCCUAGUCCGUCGCUUCACUCAGGGGCUUUUCCCACCAGGGCAAGGAGCCACGAUUGGGGUUGACUUUAUGAUUAAAACUGUGGAGAUAAACGGUGAAAAAGUAAAGCUGCAGAUCUGGGACACAGCAGGACAGGAGCGAUUCCGAUCCAUCACGCAGAGUUACUAUCGCAGUGCUAACGCGUUGAUCUUGACCUACGACAUCACCUGUGAGGAAUCCUUCCGGUGCCUCCCCGAGUGGCUGCGGGAAAUUGAGCAGUAUGCCAGCAAUAAGGUCAUAACUGUGCUAGUGGGUAAUAAGAUUGAUUUAGCUGAUAAGAGGGAAGUCUCCCAGCAAAGAGCUGCAGAAUUUUCCGAAGCACAGGACAUGUACUAUCUGGAAACAUCAGCAAAAGAAUCAGAUAAUGUGGAAAAACUCUUCCUGGACUUGGCCUGCCGGUUGAUCAGCGAGGCACGACAGAACACCCUUGUGAACAAUGUCUCAUCCCCCCUACCAGGAGAGGGGAAAAGUAUCAGCUACUUGACUUGCUGUAAUUUUAAUUAAAGAGCUGACAUGUGGGCCAUGGGCCAAGAGGAUUUUUUUUUUUUUGGUGGGAUUUAUCUGCUUGAAAGAAUUCUUGCCAAUCUGACCCAUGUGACUUACCCUGAGUCAGGUUGCAGUCCUGGAAACAUGGCAGGCUGAUGGCUCCAACUACAUGGCAAGGUAGCAGGGUUUAAAUUGCAUUUUUCUCAAAGUCUGUGGUGCAGGUCAGGAAAGGAGGAGUUGCACAAGUCCUUCAUGUAAUGCAGAACAUGAGCUGUUUUGUUUCCUUCUGUGGGAGAGUAGACCAGCCUCUCUUGAAGAUAUUGAAGAGAUCAAAAUCUGUCUUACAGAACAAUGUGUUUGAUCGUUUUUAAAGUUAAAAAAAAAAAUAAGAAAAACCCCAACAAUGAAUGCUGACUUUGGACUACACUGGCAAUCUUCCAGGCUGUCAGUGAGUGAGCUCUUAGGACAUGUACAUAACGUCUGCCCAUCUGUCUUCAUGGAGGACUCUGGUGUUUGAGAUAGUGUUAUGUGUCUCAUCUACGGGCACUUUCAUGAACGUGGGGAAAAAAAAAGUUACGUAUAUCAACGUUUUCAAGACUGAAGAAGACAUGGAUACAGCUCAGUUGCUCCCUUUGGUGCUAGCAGUUCAGCAGAUAUUCCAUAGACCAAACAUAGUCUUACUACAUUACUGUUCUUUGAAUGUGUAACUUAGACUGGUUAAGAAAAAAACACUAAUAAGCACUGUUCAUAAAAAUAAAAAAAUCUCAUUACCUCUUUUUCUAGACCUGAACAUAGUGGGAAAGGACUGUGCUUUUCUUUGAUAUCCAGUGUAGGAUGACAAGAGUUUCCAGAAAUAAAAAUAAAUAAAUAAACAAA